AUCGAGAAUUUGUGAUGCAGUCAUCGAAUAUUGUGAGCGCUUGCCGACUACAAAGUGUGUCGUGCUUCGUGGGUGAUGUGAUCUAGAUUUGUGGGCUGUUUGUGCAUAUUUCUCGUAAGCGACGAUUGAUGCUUUGUGUUGUCACCGCAGGCAGGAAAAUGACACAAGCACAUUUCCAGAGGAUUAUUUCGUCUUCCGUUAUCGCGAUAAAUUGCUUCGAUUUGAAGCAUGCACACCGUGAGAUCUUUAAAAAAUACCAUACUCAGGAGUGAAUUUCGUGUAGAAAGUGUCCCAAGUUCCACUACUAUGCAAGAAACGAACCAUGCCUGCGGUCGAAGUUCGAGAAGAAAAAGAAAAAUGCAACAGGCUGUUGGAGGUCUUCGACGAUGUGCACGCUUUCCUAUCCGAUCAAGUCGUUCGCUCAAUCCCGGAGAGCAUCGAUGUGUUUUUUCGGGACAAUGGAGUCCCGGGAAAACUUAGCGAAGACGUUUCCGACGCCUGCUUGCGGUACAUGAUCCACGGUUCGUUCGUCGACAUCCUAGCGGCACGCAAGAUACUUCAGAAGCACUUGCUGCAGCAAGACACCGUCGACCUGCAGGAAGUCGCCGAAGCCGAUGAAGUUGUCCUCUCGGAAGCGUUUCAGGAUCACUACAUUGAUGUGGCGUCACACGAGGUCAUUGGCACAAAUGUCAUUGAAGACUGCCCCGAACUGGCCGCAGAGGAAGAUGCCUUCUGUUCACCCAGUGAAACAACACUUCUUGUCAAUGUUGUUGCCGAAAGCGGCACGUGUAGUGAGUUUUGUUCGUCCGACCUUCAGCACACAUUUGACCAAAUCGAGGCCGUUGCGAGUGAUGUUUGCGAUGCCGCCUUGGAAAAGGAGCCACAGGCUAGCUGUGACCCAAAUGCAGUGCCGAAUCCAGUUGUCAUUGAGAUCCACUGCUCAAAACUGGAGGAUGCCAUGCUGAAUCUGCCUCUGGAUCUUCCCCCGUCCCAAGAAAAUGUGGUGGAGCAGUUCAUGGAAGACCCGGCAGGAGUGACCGACACUUGUGGGACAGGGCAGACUGCAGAGGAUAACGGAGAAAAUGUGCCCCCUGAGCAAGUGACAGAGGUUCAGAAACAAAAGCGAAACUAUGAAGAAGUCACACCGUUCAAGUACUUCUGUGAGCUGUGCUCUUUCAAGACAAAGCGCAACAGCCACUACCUGAAACAUAUCAAGAUACACGAAAAGGUGACCACAUUGCAUAGCUGUGACAAGUGUUCCUUCACUACAAUGCGCCUGGGCCACUUGAGGAGACAUGCAUCCACGCACAGCAACCACCUUCAUCGCUGCACCCAUUGCAGCUACACAACUGAUGACCAAAAGCUGCUUCUGCGGCAUAACCGCAUGCGCCAUUACCGGACAAAGCGCUCCCGAGGGGUGCCAGCCAAGCCCAUGGAAUGCCCCCAUUGCAACUACCGUACCACGCGGCCACUGCUACUUGCCAGGCACCGUCAGCGCCAUGCAGGCGACAGUGGAACACUCCAGAGCAGUGCACCCCUGCACCAGUGCACCCAGUGUGGCUAUCAGACACACCGCAAGGAGCACCUGGUGCGACAUCGAGCCAAUGUUCAUGGAGGAGCGCGCCCGUUCCUGUGCCACCGCUGUGGCAAAGCCUUCAAGCGGGCUGAUGCCUUGCGUCAGCACCACCUUACACACGCUGGCCCCAAUGAGGGUGCCCCUCCAGCCUCUUUUCCGUGCCCACAAUGCCACAAGGUGUUCCGGACUCACUCGCACCUCUCGGAGCACCAGGCGAUCCACUCGACGGCACGGCCAUUUUUGUGCGAGAUAUGUGGCUCGGCUUUCAAGACACGGUCGGUGCAACGCAAGCACGUUCAGUCGGUUCACAACAAUCCACGGGCAUUCUGCUGCAGCUGCUGCACCAAGAAGUUCAACACUCAGUAUGCACUGAAACGGCACCAGAAGCUUCACCAGCCGUCCCAGCAGCCACAGCGGCACCAACAGCCGGCACAGCCACAUCUGCUCGCACCCCCACCACUGCCACCACCAGAGGAGCAGAUUCACGCUCCAACAACACUUCAGGACGUUCUUGGAAGCACGGCUCCUGCCAUGUCUGGACCAGUGGCCGAGGUGCCUGGCCUGGAGCAUGUCAUAACGGCUGUGCCCAUUCAAGACACGUGCGACGUGAUUGGACAGAUCUCAACAGCCAUGCUGCAGCCUGCAGAGACAGCAACCUUGCUGUACCUGACUAACCCUCUGCCACCAUUCUGAGCACAAAGAAGAGAGAGGUUCCCGAAUGGAAUGAUUGUUACAAAACAAAAUUCGGUGUGCUUCGUGAAUCUUGAAGCAGCUAUGUGUAAUGGACAGCGAGCGGUUGCUACGCCACAGGCUGUAAUGAUGAUUCAUUGGUGAUUGAACUUGGCAUACAUGUUGUGAUUUAUGCAUGGGUUUGGAGUGACAAUGUAUUUAGUGUACAUAAAAAAAACUCAGUCGGUAAGGCGGAGGAAUUCUGCCUUACGGUGUUCAUGUGGAUACCCUCCUCAUUGAAAGGGAGGUCUUCUUUAUCGCCAUCUCUUGUAUAACUGUCUUGUGUACUCUAGCAUGAACCACGAUGGGUGCCCUACGAGCCAUUGCUGCUUCUAGCACUUUAUCUUCAAUGAUGUUGUCAUGGUCAGUUAUCAUAGGAGGUCUCAGGUUUGAUAUCUGUUGCAGUGCCUUCUUUUCUUUGAGCUCUUGUAUUUUACUCUCAUUGCAAUAUGAUGACGGUUAUUUCUUGUUGCAAAAAGGACACAGCUGGAUAGCUUUGGCAUCAUGUAGUGUAGCAUUAUACGGUUGUUUGUUGUAAAAAAAAAAAUGACUGUGGGUGCAGUGGCGUAGCCAGAAAUUGAUUUCAGGGGGCGGGGGGGUUCUCUGCCAACAACUACCAUUCCUCCACCUCCUUCACCUCUCUCUCUCUCUCUCAUUUCGAAUGAAGACAACAAACACUGACACCAACGACAACAUAGGGGAAAUUACUCGUGCUUAAUAAAUAAAAUAAAGAAACGAUAAAUUAAUGGAAAUUAAAGUGGAUGAAGAAAAACAACUUGCCGCAGGUGGGAACCGAACCCACAACCUUCGCAUUUCGCGUGCGAUGCUCUACCAAUUGAGCUACCGCGGCGCUGUUUCCCCAUCCACUUUCUUGGGUAUUUAUGUGUACUAGUAGAACUCUGGGAGUGUUAUAUAUAUAUAUAUAUAUAUAUAUAUAUAUAUAUAUAUAUAUAGUCGAAUCUCGAUAAUUCUAACUCAAAGGGGCCCGAAAAUUUGUUUGAAUUAUAAGAAAGACUUGUUUUUUUAAGUAUUUGUGCACCAUAGCACCAUGCGCGAACGGUGCGAGUCGUAAAAUAUCGUAGUGCGAAAGCACACAUUGAGCGUGGACCACUAAACUGCCCACUCUGGCCAACGCUCACUUCCUGAUAACGGCAGAAAACGAAACUUCAAGGAGCGGGCUAAGCUGGUACCGGGCUGGCGGGUCUGGCAGCGUCGGUGCGGAGGUGUGCGUGCGUGGAGACCAUCGAAAAUGAGGGAGUUGAGAGGGAGAGCAAGGGGAGCAUAGUGGCGAGGAAGGGUGGGACGGAAGCGGAUUUGCUUUGCCGCCAGCUUGCUGGAUGACACUAAUUACCUCUGUCACCUACUGCCACCAAAGCAGCGGAGUUGCUAAGGCCAGGACUGAGCCUCCGCUGCUGCUUCCCUCUGUGUGCUCUCGUGUUUUUUCCCUUUGUCUGCAGACAGAUUGGCCCUGUGUUUACCUUCUUCAUACUACAUUCUUAACGUGACUCACGUCUUAUCAAGAUCACGAAGCUGUUGCCGCUGAUCAUAAUAAUGUUGGUGUGCUACCUUUUGUUGCGGUGUCGUUGUGUUAAAAAAGACUAGGAGAAUGAGGUACUGGGUAUCGCGUUCGUCCCUGUAUUCAGUCCCUGUAUUCAGGGUCUGUCUUGUUGUACAGAAUCAUAUAUGGCGCACUGUCUCCAACAACCUUUUCAUCAGGACGUCUCGGUUUAGACACGUCAUUGUAAAAAAAACAAGCACGAAUAAGACCAACCAAACCAACCAAAACAAGUGUGAGCAAAAGCUGACGCGAGAGGAAGAUAGUGCGGAACAAGUGGUCCGGAUGAACCAGACACAAGUACGAACAGAGCGGUCGGGCAGGUCAGCAUGAUACCAGCCUCCUGCGCGUACGUCACUGUAGGGACCACACUUAUUGGUCUCCUCUGCUCGUGGCUUGCUUGCUGCCCUGGCAAGUCACGAAAAAUCGGCCCAGGAUGAUAUUGUGGCGUGCAAAACGUGUGGCUGGGGCACUACGGCACGAUGCAAAAACAGCGACCUUGCCAUUUGAGAGAGGGUAAAGUUUCUGCCACAUUAUUAUUUUUUUCUCCGCGCACGGCGUUGAGAGGUUUCUCCCAAGCUUUUCCUCUAUAGCGGGGUCAGAGCAAUGCUGUUCGGAGGUGCCGCCGCACGAUUUGGCACACUGCUGCUAUGUUCGAAUUAACCGUCACAAAUGCUUAUGCGUUCGAAUUACCAGGUGUUUUCGCCCAUUGGAAUGCACAAAACUUUGAUGUCAGUUCGAACAAACCGGAAGUUCUAAUUAAGUAUGUUCCAAUUAACGAGAUUUGACUGUGAGUGUGUGUGUAUAUAUAUAUAUGUGUGUGGAGGCUGCACACUACUCAAAGAUACUGCUAGCACUCCCUAGACAAGAAUGCUAACAACGAGGAUGCACAUUUUUGUGUUGUCAUUUUGCUUAACUUCUGGUAAAUGUUUUUCAUUGCUAAGGUGUGCAGCCACUUUGCAUCAAAUUGUGCUAUCAUCCUUAUGCUAUUUUUAAAAAUGAUAUUAAAAAAGAAAUAAAAUUUUCGUUACGAACUGAUGCAUUUAUAUAAUGUAUGUUGAUGACUUAGCUGGUACAUGACUUGAAAAAACGAACAGCGCUAAAAAUGAGGCCAACAAAAGCAAGACAGCGCACUAUCAUGUGUCUUCUUGUUUGCAGGCCAGGCUUGCUGCAGCCCAGGUAACAGCGGAGAUAACCAUUGUUUUCCAGGAAGAUCUAAUGUAUGGUAUAGCCACGGCUACGUAUAGAAAAGGGCAGACACUAUUUUGCAAGUCUCGUAUCACUCAAUCCUGCUAUUAGUGUUGUGGGCAUGCUAUAUUAUUCUAGAUUUAAAAAUACAGGAACAAAGCUAGAACUUUGGUAGUAUUGUCAUGUGGUAGUGACGAUCAGGAACACAGUAGUAAAACUAAAUGGUGAAACUAAAUCUUUAUUGGGUGAACCUGUGCCCAGAAAAACAGGCUACACUCAAAGCACAAUGAUAGCAGCGAACACAGUCGGCGAUUGUUGAAAAUAUGAUCUGCUGGUCAAGCACGUUGGCUUUUAUACAUGAGUCAUCGAACUUUCCAGAAAGUACUACACAAUUCGCAUCACGCAUGCAAGCAGAUUACACAAGCUUCGGUGACAGGAGACAACACAUAGAAUUAUCAAUAACAUUCCAGUAAGUUUCAAUCAUGCAGGCACGUCUUGCGCUGAGCAAUAACUUUGAGUUGUUUGUCGGUGAAAUGCAAUCCCCGAGAAAAGGAUAAAUAACUACAUGUGUCAGUAUCAUAUAACGCAAGUUUCACUCACUUUUGGUGACCUGCUGUCUAGCUUCUUUGAAGAGAUGUUCAGAAGUAACUUGCGAUCAUGGUAUUGUAGUCAUCACACGACGCAUAUUGUUAUUUGAUCACACUCAGAAAUUGAUGAGGCAGACAGUCUGCAGCAGGGUAGCUUCCUGUUUAGAUGCUUUUGUGGAAACUACAGCAUCCUUAGUUCACAGUAAAAUAAAGGCCAGUAGCUCCAAGCGAUUUGGAAGUGCUGUGUCUCCUGAAGCCCGUCUAUACUGAAAAUUGCCGAGACGUUUAGUUAGGAUGGGCUCUCCUCAGCAAGCAGCACAUGUUACGAUGGGGUAGGUGAGCCUUAGCUAGGCGACUGGCCACGGCAAUCUGGUGUUGAGCAAUUGGGUAGUGAUGAGACAUUCUCCCUAUGUCCAUAAUUAUGUGCCAGCUUUGUUCUUGGUGCCUUUUAUGGCCCAUCUUUAUCUGUGUGUGGAAUUUUUAGUGCUGAUUCCCCCUCAGCACUUACGGUUAGUACGAUCCAGAAUGAGGUAGAGGCACGCCGUGAGUGGGGCCACAAUGUUCUGUGCACGAGAGAGUCGAUCACCCCCAUGAUGUCCCCUCUCCCCCCUCCCUGUCUUCAUACCGCCACUAGCCCUCACUUUGCUUUCACAUUCAAGCUUUCCUUUCAUCCAUUUCGCUCUUUCGGAGCUCACCUCCUGAAACUUUCUGUCUGUUCCAUGAGAAAGGGGGGAGGAAGGGUAUAUUGUCAGAAAAUUGGGGGGGGGGGGGAGCGACCCCCCAGACUCCUGACUACGCCAAUAUGUUAGUGUCAUCUUCUAAAUUUCAAAGUUGCUUGAAUUGCUGCCUUUUGUAAAAAUUUCAUUUGAUGUGCUUGACAUGUAAAGCGUUGGCCAUUUGUUCUGUUUAAGGUUUCUGUAAUUGGAGUCAUCGCUCAGUAUAAAGCUUUACCAAAGUUGUAAGUUUUCUGCAUCAUUUGCUUGUUCACCAUGCCACAGAUAUGUAUAAAUUCAGCCAUUGUGUAUAUAUAUAUAUGUAUAUAAUAUGCUAUCGCAAAGUGCACUUGUGACUUUGUUGUCCACGAGAUGUUCAAUGCUUGUGAUUUGAAUAAGAAAGUUUGGCCCUAUCA
Messenger RNA from Dermacentor albipictus, 6764 nucleotides. RefSeq lists its product as uncharacterized. Gene Ontology annotation, biological process: regulation of transcription by RNA polymerase II. NCBI's taxonomy places the organism in Eukaryota, Metazoa, Arthropoda, Arachnida, Ixodida, Ixodidae. Gene Ontology annotation, molecular function: RNA polymerase II cis-regulatory region sequence-specific DNA binding; DNA-binding transcription factor activity. The record is from RefSeq and is a predicted model, not a curated record.